This is a messenger RNA of Aspergillus glaucus CBS 516.65, 300 nucleotides long. RefSeq lists its product as uncharacterized. NCBI's taxonomy places the organism in Eukaryota, Fungi, Ascomycota, Eurotiomycetes, Eurotiales, Aspergillaceae. The record is from RefSeq and is a predicted model, not a curated record. The transcript has a single exon. The coding region runs from base 1 to 300 and encodes 99 amino acids.
AUGUUCAGUGAUCUUGCUUCAAACCUACACAAGGGUCUCUUCACACGUUCGCCAGUGGACUGGAAUAAGUUCAUUUAUAAUAUGCAGAAGCUCCGGAUGUUGAUGCUCUUGAGUUCAUGGCUUGGCAUGCACUAUGUUGAAUCUUCCCUGGAGGCGCAAAGUAUCCCUGUCACCAUUGCUAAGCUCAAGACUCAUCAGGUUGCCCUGUUCAUGGCCAGCGCCAUCAAAGAAAUGGCAGUGGUGAACAAAAUGGCUAUGGCGCACUUUUUUAAACAUGCCUCAUCUCUCACCAAUCAAUGA